This is a messenger RNA of Racocetra persica, 314 nucleotides long. The record is from the annotation of a GenBank genome assembly. Lineage: Eukaryota; Fungi; Glomeromycota; Glomeromycetes; Diversisporales; Gigasporaceae.
GGUGCGAUUAUCGAUGAUGCCGUUCAUCUGACCGAUCAUGAAGAAAUGGAGAUACAGUUGAUACGAACUCUAAUCUCAUCAUAUUUCAAUAUUGUACGCAAAACAAUUCAAGAUCUUGUACCGAAGGCUAUUAUGCAUCUUUUGGUCAAUCAUUCUCGUGAAUCAGUCCAAAAUCGAUUAGUAUCCGAAUUAUAUAAGGAGGAACUAUUUGUAGAUUUAUUGCAAGAGGAUGAAAAUUUGGCAAGCAAGAGGCAAAAUUGUAAAACUAUGCUCGAAGUUUAUAGAAAGGCUUUCGACAUUAUGAAUGAGGCUAU